Plectropomus leopardus (leopard coralgrouper) is the source of this 4420-nucleotide messenger RNA. It is a transcript of the gene yap1, whose product is annotated as Yes1 associated transcriptional regulator. Gene Ontology annotation, cellular component: cytoplasm; nucleus. Gene Ontology annotation, molecular function: protein binding; transcription coactivator activity. Gene Ontology annotation, biological process: positive regulation of transcription by RNA polymerase II; hippo signaling. The record is from RefSeq and is a predicted model, not a curated record. NCBI's taxonomy places the organism in Eukaryota, Metazoa, Chordata, Actinopteri, Perciformes, Serranidae.
CGACUGCAGCAAAAGUCUUUUUUUUUCUAGAAAGUGAGCUGCGGAGAUUUACUCUGCGAACUAUGAAGCUUUCUUUUAACAAUUUUCACUAACAGCUUCAACCGAAACACAGAAGUGGGACUUUUCCAACUGAGUGUUUGUUGUGUUUUUCGUCGUUUGUGGCUGCGUUUGCCUCUUUUUUUUCUUUUGGAAAAGUUUGGGCCGGACGACAACAUAUUCCAGUGUGGAGCAGAUAUGCGCUUUGUUACAACUAUGCCAGCAAGAAACAACAGGAAAGCGCUGUGUUUCACUGCAGAUUUCACACACUUUGGAAGACAGUAAACUGCUCGUGUGUUAAACUUUAGAAUGAUUCGGGAUAACUUUUACUGAGUGGCGUCGAUAUUUCCUGCCGCGUGAAGACAAAAAAAAGUUUGGGAUUGACUCAAAUUUGUUUUUGUGAGUUUCUGAACGCGACAUUUUUGGACUCUUAAAGUUCACAGACUGUUUUGGGACAAUGGAUCCGAGCCAGCACAACCCUCCUGCCGGACACCAGAUCGUCCAUGUUCGGGGCGACUCGGAGACCGAUCUGGAGGCUCUUUUUAACGCCGUGAUGAACCCGAAAAACACUAUCGUGCCCCCCUCCGUACCCAUGAGGAUGAGGAAACUGCCAGACUCCUUCUUCAAACCUCCUGAACCAAAGUCCCAUUCCAGACAAGCCAGCACUGAUGCUGGGAGUGGUGGAGCACUCACACCCCACCAUGUCCGUGCACACUCGUCCCCGGCCUCCCUGCAAUUGGGAGCUGUCUCUGGUGGCUCCCUGUCUGGCAUGGCCCCACCAGGUGCUUCCCCUCAACAUCUCCGUCAAUCUUCUUAUGAGAUACCUGAUGACAUGCCGCUGCCACCGGGAUGGGAGAUGGCCAAGACCGCCUCUGGCCAGAGAUACUUCCUAAAUCACAUUGAUCAGACCACCACUUGGCAGGAUCCUCGCAAGGCCCUGCUCCAGAUGAACCAGGCCGCCCCGGCCGGUUCUGUGCCAGUCCAGCAACAGAACAUUAUGAAUCCAGCCAGUGGUCCUCUCCCUGAGGGCUGGGAACAAGCUAUUACAUCAGAGGGAGAAAUUUACUACAUCAACCACAAGAACAAGACCACAUCCUGGCUUGACCCACGACUUGACCCGCGCUUUGCCCUGAACCAGCAGAGGAUCACUCAGAGCGCUCCCGUCAAACAGGGAGGGCAGCUCCCUCCAGGAAUCAUGGGAAGCAACAACCAGAUGAGACUGCAGAUCGAGAAGGAAAGACUGAGACUGAAGCAACAGGAGUUGCUCCGGCAGAGACCACAGGAGCUUGCUAUAAGGAAUCAGCUGCCUACCAGUAUGGAUCAAGAUGGCAGCACAAACCCUGUGUCCUCCCCGAUGGCCCAGGAUGCCCGGACCAUGACCGCCAACAGCUCUGAUCCAUUCCUCAACAGCGGGACCUACCACUCCAGGGAUGAGAGCACAGACAGUGGCCUGAGUAUGAGCAGCUACAGCGUCCCUCGCACUCCAGAUGACUUCCUCAAUAGCGUGGACGAGAUGGACACAGGGGACCCUCUUCCACCCUCCAUGGCAACACAGCCCAGUCGUUUCCCCGACUACCUGGACGCCAUCCCGGGGACAGACGUGGACCUGGGCACCCUUGAGAGCGAGAGCAUGGCGGUGGAGGGCGAAGAGCUGAUGCCUAGUCUCCAGGAGGCCCUGAGCUCCGACAUCCUCAAUGACAUGGAGACAGUGCUGGCAGCUACCAAGAUCGACAAGGAGAGUUUCCUCACAUGGUUAUAGAAGAUCGAGGCAGGGCGCUGCUUCCUCCUCUUGCCACACUCUGAACUGCUGCCACUCUAAUCUGUGAAGGAGUCAUAAAUGCUUUUACAAGACAUUUCAGCGAGCCUCUCCGGAAGUCUGUCUCUGUCUCGGCGUGUAACCUCUUUUGGGGCAGUAUUGUUCUUUUCUUUUCACUGGUGUGUUAUCUCUUUAUUUUGUCUGUGUCUUCAAGGCUGGCCCAUGAACAGACAAUUACGCAAGGGUCCCCAAAAUCUUUCACAGAAAUGUCAGUGAAUCUAGGGCAUCUUUACCUAGAGCAGGGGUCGCUCCUUCCCCUGGUCUCCCCUCAUAGCUGCCCUAGGCGGGUGCAUGCGCUCUUCUGCAAGGACUGCCAUCAUCACUUAUCACCUGGAGUCUCUGGUGCCUCUUUUUCCUGCAACAUAGCGUGAAGCAGCACUACCUAACUGCAUUCGGGACUAUUGCAUCUAGCUUAAGUAGCUUUAUAUUUGGCCUUGUACAUUUUUAUUCUUUUUUUGUUUGUUUUCAAUGAGCCUGAGAAACCAAAAAUGAUGUAUUUGAAGCAUAAAGAACAAUACUGAUUUGGAGUAAAGGUAAUGUGAGGCCCAGUUUGGACAUGUUGGCUUUGCUGCGGCGGGGGGACAGGGCGGGGGGUGGAGUGAGGGUUGGAGCCUGGGGACCGACUACAUUGCUGCUUGGCUGUGCCAGCAAGUCUAAGUUAAACCUUUAAUAGAUCAAGUGCCUUCAGUUGUAUUUUUUCGAGACACGAGCAACACGAACAAUUACUUUCUGUAACACAGCAAUAAGCAUUCGGCUGUAUUCAUUGACAUCAGUCACACUCUCCUCUUUCUAAUGUUCAAUAAUCCAAAUUUUAUUUUUGUUUUAUACACAUUAUAAGGGGAUUUAGGGAUUUCUGUUUGUUUUUUAAACCCUAGCUUCUAAGUAUCUCAGUCUUAUCCAAGCCUAAUUCAUCAUUCACUCUUUUUUAUCUUUUUUAGUAUUCUUUUAUUUUUAGGGUUACUACAUAUGUAUGAUAGCUUAGAUCAAAUGGCAUUUUGCUUCUUGUUUUUUCUUUCAUAGAUGAAUUAAUGCAUUUUUAAUAACAGGGUCAACUGUUAUCACAGCACAUCACUUCACCAAGAUGAAGUCUGCCAAGACAGAAUGAUUCAGUUUUGGCUUCUUUUUUUUUUUUUUUUUUUUAACCAUUUAGCUAAUUCUCUUCUCGUCUCUGAUUUACUAUAUACAUAUUAGUGUUAUUGUUUAUUUGUUGAUCACAUGCAGCUUUUAAACUAUGUUUCCUAAACAUUAACCAAAAAGGCAGAUUUCUUGGCUAAAUGAACUACAGCUCUUUGAUCAACUGAACCUUGUGACAGUAUACAAGAGUUACGAGUCUUCCUAAAGAGGGAGCUGAGCCCCUCAGCGCAAUGCUGCGUGUUGAAAUGAGGGUUUUUAGACCACAGCUUGGACAAGUUUAAGCAGGUUUGUCGAGGGGGUAGUGUAGAAGGCCAGGGUUUGACUGACGGCGGUGAGUUGCGCGGAUUGUUGAAUUUUUUUGUGAAAUUAUUAAGAAACAAUCAGUUAUCUAAGUCAGGAAUUGUUGUGGCAGAUUCCAAAGAUGUUUUUGUUAAGACGCUAACACUUAUUUUUCCAUUUUCACCGAGUCCAGAAAAAAAUGUAAAUCAGCCUCUGUAUGAACACACUGUAUAAGCUAAUGAGAAAAUGAUGUAGGUUUCAAGUGUUAAUGGACAUGUCAAAAUAGGUCUAGCUGAGAGAUUCUUUUAAAAAAAUGUUUUAGAUGGUUGUUUUGAGUGACUAACCCUGAGAUUUUAAGGAUGAGGUUUCAGAACAGAGAAGUAAGUGAUUUUUUCUAUAAGCGCUCACAUGUUUACAUUCUCUCUGAGUGAGAGACUGCUACAGCUGCAGUGGAGACAACACAGCACACUGACAAUUAUCUCGUAAUCACAUUAAUUUCAUGUUUACACCGUGUCUACAUCUUUGCAUUACUGCAGUAACCUUUGAAUAAUCAGCCUGCCGUGCAUGCCCUUGGUUGAAGCCUUGUAGGGUGUCACACUGUUGCUGUUGCCGACCGAACUGGUAGCAUUAACUUGAUGGAACAAUUUUUUUAUUUUAUUUUAUUUUUCUUAGACCAGAGAUCAUGAAAUUUUUUUUUAUUCUGUGUGAGAAACCUCUUUUUAGUUUUGAUUUUACUGAUCAUUAAAUCAUGUUGAUGAUGGAUUAAAGAUGGAUAAACAGUGUUGGUGAGAACAAUGCAACUAAAAUGAGUGGUACACUACAGUGCUUGUAUUGCACGGCUACAGAGUUUUCAUUUUGAUGCAAUGACGCAUUUUGUCACACAAACCUGAUUUUAUGCUUACUUAGUGUGUAACUGUCAGAGCAUAUUAGCUGUUGACUGUCAUUGUAGCAGUAGAACUAAUCACACAAGUUAAAGGAUUUUGUGUUUAGAAUUUUCUAAAUGCACAUGAAAUGAAUUUAUAUUCAGUAAUGAUCUGUUCAUUUUUUGAUAGAUAUGUGCAUGUGUUUUAGAACAAUAAAUUCUGUUACAUUAUAUCUUGCUUCAUAUGAUACUUUAAAAUUGGCCUGAAAUAAAGUAUAUACUUUGUGGUAAUA